Solanum pennellii is the source of this 1625-nucleotide messenger RNA. RefSeq names its product CST complex subunit STN1. Gene Ontology annotation, biological process: nucleotide-excision repair; double-strand break repair via homologous recombination; DNA replication. Lineage: Eukaryota; Viridiplantae; Streptophyta; Magnoliopsida; Solanales; Solanaceae. The transcript has a single exon. The record is from RefSeq and is a predicted model, not a curated record. Gene Ontology annotation, cellular component: site of double-strand break; DNA replication factor A complex; chromosome, telomeric region. Gene Ontology annotation, molecular function: nucleic acid binding. The coding region runs from base 106 to 615 and encodes 169 amino acids.
UAUGCUAAUGGUAAUCACAAAACUAUAUCAACAAAAAGUUUCACAUUAAUUGUAGGUAGUUAGGGCAAAAACUCCAUCGUAGACGGCUCAGUUAAGACUCCAUUAAUGGAUGCUUUACAGCUUGUGAAUACACACGUCAAGCUAUUGGCCUUCGAUUUUCUCUCUGUGCAAUCAAUCCCCCAGGAGCCCACCAUUUUUUCUCGCAAGGGGAGACGUCUCUCCCGCGCAGAGACGGUGGGUAUCGUGGUAAGCAGAGAUUUGAAGGCGAAUAGAUUUAUGAAAUUCGACAUUGACGAUGGCACUGGUUGCAUACCUUGUAUCCUAUGGCUCAACCAUGAGAGUUCGCGUUACUUCUCCCGUCGUUGCCCAUCAAAUGUUCGACUCAUUGCCCAAAUGGCAGCCGAUUUUGCUUCUCAAGUCCAGCUUGGGGUUAUUGCUCGAGUUCGCGGGAAGAUGAGUAGCUAUAGAGGUAAUCUUCAGAUUACUGUUUCUGAUGUUGUUAUUGAAAGAGAUCCCAACUCACAGAUUCUUCAUUGGCUAGAUUGCUUAAGGUUGGCACGAAAUUGUUAUGACAAAGUUUUAGUCGAUCCACAUCAAAUUGUGCAAAAUGAUUAAACAUGAAAUUCACUUAUCCAUAGAAUAGUUGCAUUGGUUUAUGCAUAAUGUUUUAUAUUGAAAUUGUCACUACACACACAAUAUCACCUUGGUUAUAAAACUAAAGAAACAAUUCAAAAGUAAAGCAUGUAUUAUAGACGAACUAGAAGAAGAAAAACAAAUUACAUGUUAAUUUCAUGCAUGCUCAUCAAUCUUUAUUCAUAUUAUAUCACAGUGAAAUAACUAGGUAUAUGUACUUUAAAAAUGAGACAAGUAUGGAAAACAUAUUAUAUUUGACACGAUUAAUUAGUUUCAUUUCUAAACUAUUGAAAAUUUUGAAAAACACUCUUUUACUUGAACUUAGAUACAACCCUGUUCUUGUAACAUGAGUGAAAUACACCCUGAAAUUUUCGUCAAGUUUAGAGGAUGUUUUGAACCAUUUUCUCAGCUUUUUAUUAAGACUUUCAUGCUCGUACAAGAAUCUGAGACUAUUUCUAUGUCAUAUAGUAGAUCAGGGGUAUAUCUAAGUUUAGUUAAUCAAGUAAAUAGUGUUUUUAAGAUUGCCAAUAGUUCGAAAACAAAAUUAAUAAUUUGCAUCAAGUUGAAGGGCGUUUAAAAAUUUAGACAUGAUAUAUAGUAGAUAAAAUUGAGUGAUUAUAAGAAGGUGAUGAGAAGGUCUUUAAUCUCCACCGCAACCACCACAACCACCGCCAUCACCACCACCACCACAGCAACAACCUUGUGAAGCGUUAACAGUUGCCUCAGCAGCAGCUCCUAGGUCAAUACUUACCUCAUCACGCUUACGCUCAUCGUCAGUAGUACCAUUGCUGUUUGCAGCAACAGCAACACCAACAGCAACACCAGCAGCGGCUCCUGCUAAAACAACCAUGUUCCCUUCUCUUGUUCUGCUUUGAGAUUGAGCAUUUUUUCGCUGUAAAUUCCUUCUGCGGACUAAACAAGAUAAGAAACAAAAAACAAUACUAAUCAUAAAUACUAUGGCAAUAGCAAUGCUUGCACCCAUAUUCUUACAA